Messenger RNA from Ascochyta rabiei, 1212 nucleotides. RefSeq names its product 3-methyl-2-oxobutanoate dehydrogenase (2-methylpropanoyl-transferring). Gene Ontology annotation, molecular function: catalytic activity. The record is from RefSeq and is a predicted model, not a curated record. The transcript is spliced from 3 exons. Gene Ontology annotation, biological process: branched-chain amino acid catabolic process; response to nutrient. The coding region runs from base 1 to 1212 and encodes 403 amino acids. NCBI's taxonomy places the organism in Eukaryota, Fungi, Ascomycota, Dothideomycetes, Pleosporales, Didymellaceae.
AUGCCCUCCAAGACACCCUCAAUACGCGCCUUGUCGCGCUAUCUGCUCAGGCCUCAACCAUCACUUCACCCCCGCUGCCAUUUCAAGCCCCACACCAAACACUAUUCUGCCGCCGCUGCGGGAGCACGACUGAACGUGCCGCUGGAGUACGACUCGACCCCUCUUCUCAAUCACACCUCCAAAUCAGCCCUCGCCAACCCCGAAUUACCAGAACACAUACGCAAAGGCCAGACCAAGCGCAUCAACCUCUACACCGCCGUCAAUGAAGCUCUCCGCCAUGCCUUGCAAACAGAUGAGCGAGUGCUGGUCUUUGGCGAGGAUAUCCAGUUCGGAGGCGUCUUUCGCUGCACCAUGAAUCUUGCUGCCGACUUUGGCACAGACCGAGUGUUCAACACGCCACUCAGCGAGCAAGGAUUGGUCGGCUUUGCGAUAGGAGCAGCCGCUGAGGGCAUGAGGCCGGUUGCAGAGGUCCAAUUUGCCGACUAUGUCUUCCCGGCAUUCGACCAGAUCCACAACGAAGCAGCCAAGUACAGAUACCGAUCUGGAAGCACCGGCGUGCACUGUGGUGGAUUGACAAUUCGCAUGCCCAGCGGGAGUGUAGGCCACGGUGCACUAUACCACACACAAUCCCCAGAGGCUCUCUUCACACACACUCCCGGCCUCCGUGUCGUCGUCCCCCGCUCCCCCAUCCAAGCAAAAGGUCUUCUCCUUUCCUCCAUCCGUACCGCAGACCCCGUGAUCUUCAUGGAGCCCAAGAUCCUCUACCGUGCCGCCGUCGAGCAAGUUCCUGUAGACGCAUACCAUCUACCCCUCGACAAAGCCGAAGUCCUGAAGACGGGCAAGGAUGUAACCAUCGUCUCCUACGGCACACCCCUCUACACGUGUUCAGCUGCGAUAGCAGCCGCCGAGAAGGACUUUGGAUGCAGCGUGGAAUUAAUCGAUCUUCGCACAAUCUACCCGUGGGACAGAGAGACCGUGCUCAACAGCGUGAGGAAGACUGGCAGAGCCAUUGUAGUCCACGAGAGUAUGAUGAAUGCUGGUGUUGGCGCAGAAGUCGCGGCGACAAUUCAGGAGCAAGCGUUUUUGAGGUUAGAAGCGCCUGUCAAGAGAAUUGCUGGAUGGGCGACACAUACAGGUCUCGUUUUUGAGAAGAUCAUCAUUCCGGAUGUCACAAGAGUUUACGACGCGAUCAAGAAAACGAUAGACUACUAG